This is a messenger RNA of Olea europaea var. sylvestris, 1878 nucleotides long. Its product is annotated as probable lysophospholipase BODYGUARD 3. The coding region runs from base 358 to 1731 and encodes 457 amino acids. Lineage: Eukaryota; Viridiplantae; Streptophyta; Magnoliopsida; Lamiales; Oleaceae. The record is from RefSeq and is a predicted model, not a curated record. The transcript has 4 exons.
GGAGACGCAACCACCAACAACCAUUUUUCCUUGUCCAGCAAAGGAUUUGAAUGUAACAAUUAUUUCAUUUAUCCGAUGUUACGUGUCUGAAAACCCUCUCUCUCUCUUUCUCCCUUCUCUUUUCUCUCCACAGAAUUUCAAGAAGCACUGCUACACGGUUUCCAUAAAUAACAAGCCACUUCACUGCUAUCUUUCAUUGUUUCCAUCGUCCCACUUGCGAACAAAAACCAGAGCCACACCCUAUCUUAAAUUUCCAUUUUUCACCUAAGAGAACGAACAAGAAGCUCCUUUAUAAAUCUUGCAACUCCAUUUUUCGCGAAAAGUUUGUUAACGGAACAACCCAAAUCAGUUCUCAAAAUGACAGGCAGAUUUGCGAACGAAAUAUUGAGCUUCAUUGUUUUCACUCUAUUAGACAUCCUCGAUUUCUUGUUAUGUUACGUUUACAAAAUACUAGAUUACUUAAUCGAAGCAGAAUGGGAACCGUGUUAUUGUUCUUCUGCGAAAGAAGCCGUUACCAGCAGUGGCAAGAUCUUAGUCUCCGAACAUGGAGAAUCAAAAAUUUUGCACCUCAGUUCCACCAAGUUAGAGCUCGAAGAAAUCUCUGACACGCUCUAUAAUCGCCCUUCAUUGGUGUCCGAGGUUUCAAAAUCGACUGUGGAAGGCAAUAGUAUGAUACAGUCACGCGAAAAAAUCAACAAGAGAGGAGGAACUAUUCGAUCCACAUUCACCAUUAACUCCACCAUUGUCGAAAUGUUACAAGGGAGGAUACAGAAACUUCCGAUUCCCAGAUGGUCGGAUUGCGAUUGCAAAAACUGCACUGGCUGGACUUCGUGCAAAGAAUCACUAUUCAUCAAGGCUGACGGAGCUAAAGAAAAUGUGCAAGAAGAUGUUUUGUUCAUUCAUGGAUUCAUCUCGUCGUCUGCAUUUUGGACCGAGACAUUGUAUCCCAACUUCUCAAAGACGACGAAAUCUAAGUACAGGUUACUCGCAGUGGAUCUGCUCGGUUUUGGGAAGAGUCCGAAGCCAAACGAUUCACUUUAUACUCUAAGAGAACAUUUAGAAAUGAUUGAAAAGUCUGUUCUUGAGGCACACGAAGUGAAAUCUUUUCACAUAGUGGCACAUUCAAUGGGUUGCAUUUUGGCUCUUGCACUUGCUGUCAAUCAUCCUGCAUCUGUCAAGUCCCUAACUCUACUUGCACCGCCAUAUUUUCCGGCACCAAAGGGCGAACCACCAGCACAAUACAUGAUGAGAAGGGUGGCACCACGUCGAGUUUGGCCACUGAUUACGUUUGGAGCAUCGAUAGGUUGCUGGUACGAGCACAUCGGUCGGACUAUCUCCCUAGUGCUAUGCAAGAACCACCGUCUCUGGGAAUUUCUCACCAAACUUUGCACCAGAAACAGGAUAAGAACAUACUUGAUGGAGGGGUUCUUCUGUCACACACACAUCGCAUCAUGGCAUACGCUACACAACAUAAUUUGCGGCACUGCCGGACUAAUGGAAAGAUAUUUGCACGAGGUAAAGAAUGUGGUAAAGUGCGACGUGAAUAUAUUCCACGGUAAAGAUGAUGAACUCAUUCCAGUUGAGUGCAGUUACAGUGUUAAAUCGAGAAUUCCUCGAGCUAAAGUGAAGGUUGUCGAAAACAAAGAUCACAUUACAAUAGUUGUAGGGAGGCAGGAGGACUUUGCCAGGGAACUCGAGCAGAUAUGGAGAAAUGCAAGCACAAUUAAGUGAUAGUAUAUAUUUGAUCAGGGUUUGAUUUGGUGUUUUACUAGUUUUCAAUUCCUUACUGUUUCAUAUAUAAACUGUCAAUUCUCAAUUAAUCAUCCUAGUUUGGCAAGGAAUGAGAUAAUUUUAGUAUAUAAUACUGAUUUUGACUCA